Humulus lupulus (European hop) is the source of this 893-nucleotide messenger RNA. RefSeq lists its product as uncharacterized. The transcript has 4 exons. Bases 303 to 893 code for a protein of 196 amino acids. The record is from RefSeq and is a predicted model, not a curated record. NCBI's taxonomy places the organism in Eukaryota, Viridiplantae, Streptophyta, Magnoliopsida, Rosales, Cannabaceae.
AGUGAAGGUAUUCACAAAAAUAUUCUUUUUUAAUUUAUUUUUGUUAAUUUAACAUAUGGUUAACACAAGUUCUUUGCAGAGGCAUUUUGAGACUAACUCUGCGAACCGUGCAAAACAAAAACAGAGAAGCGUGCAGGGUUCACAGUCUACGCCAGCCUUUCGUUAUAAGAAGGUACUUUCUUUUUUACAUAAUUUUUAUUUAUGUUUUUUUAUAAUGAUUUUUUUUCUUAAUUUUUUUCAAACUUCUUGUAUUGUAGCGUGAUUUACAAACUGGGUGUCUUGCUGGGGUUCCAGAGAUUUGGAUGGCGACUAAGUACAUAGACGGGGAAGGUUGGGUGAGCAAGGCAGCAAAGGAUAACUAUGAAAAGAUGAUGGAGAUACGUGACACUCUGCAGUCACAAUCAUCUACGAGCGCCUCUGCUUCGAGUACUAUCCCGAGAGAAGAGGAUGACAUUAUUCUUGUUGAGACAAUCUUUGGACGUCGUCGAGGCUAUCAGCCAGGCCUUGGUCGUAAGAUUCGUACGAGGGCAAAUUGUGAAGCGGCUGAUGUACCUCAACCAGCCCAACCACCUCCUACCGCACAAGACAUGCAAGAGGUGAGGGAGCAACUCCGAGCCAUAGAGGAGCACUUGGCUAAGAUUGGUGGAGUCUUGGGAUCUGGAUCUUCUCAGCAAGGGUUUUAUAAGUUUUCUGGUUGUGGAUUUGUGGCUACUGUGUUGUUUCGACUCGUUGGUGGUGUUAUUGGUUCUGAGAAGAAAUUUUCUGAAAUAGUAGAGGAUGAUUCGAAGACUGUAGGGGAUGAUAUUGGAGAGAUUCUUCCUCGAAGGAGUAACAUUACUCGUUUGAAGUCUGUUGAAAGGAAGAGGAGUAAAUCCCCUUCCACUAUUAAAUAG